UCGCUCAUCUUGUUUCAAACUUAUCUGACAACAUGAGCGGAAGAGGAAAGGGAGGAAAAGGACUCGGCAAAGGAGGCGCCAAGCGUCACCGUAAAGUCCUCCGUGAUAACAUCCAGGGAAUCACCAAGCCCGCCAUCCGCCGUCUGGCUCGCCGCGGCGGAGUGAAGCGCAUCUCCGGUCUGAUCUACGAGGAGACCCGCGGUGUGCUGAAGGUCUUCCUGGAGAACGUGAUCCGCGACGCCGUCACCUACACCGAGCACGCCAAGAGGAAGACUGUGACCGCCAUGGAUGUGGUCUAUGCCCUGAAGAGACAGGGACGCACCCUGUACGGCUUCGGAGGAUAAACACAGACUUCUGUUACCAACACACAAACGGUCCUUUUAAGGGCCACGCACUCCCUCUCCGAAGAGUUGAUUUCCUGUUGAUUAUCAAAAUUUAGUAUACGUUCUAUGACAACUGUAACCAUCUGGAAAAAUUUUAAUCAAUUGCAAUCUAUGCAAUGUCUAGAUGUAAUUUUACAUGAUGGGUACUCUUUCUCCACUUUUCUUUGCUGUUCAAGUAGCCCAUGUGUCUGCUAAUUUAGUUCUCUCCAUUAUAUAGUGCUGAACAUGUACUUCAAUACAGUGCUGAACAUUUACUUUCUUCAGACUGUACCU
Gasterosteus aculeatus aculeatus (three-spined stickleback) is the source of this 656-nucleotide messenger RNA. The record is from RefSeq and is a predicted model, not a curated record. Lineage: Eukaryota; Metazoa; Chordata; Actinopteri; Perciformes; Gasterosteidae.